Messenger RNA from Paramecium primaurelia, 1518 nucleotides. NCBI's taxonomy places the organism in Eukaryota, Ciliophora, Oligohymenophorea, Peniculida, Parameciidae. The record is from the annotation of a GenBank genome assembly.
AUGUUAAAAUUACAUUAACAAUUAAUUCAUUGUCCUUCACAUAAAGAGAAAAUAGUAUCAUUUAAUAUUGAAAAACAUUGUCCUUUAAAUUAGAGAGUACUUUGCAAAAAGUGUCCAACAGAUGGAUUAAAAUUAGAUAUUGAAGAAGUAGAAACUUUGCCUUAAAGAAAUUAAUUAAAUGAAAAACAUUUAUAAAUCACAUCAUAAUUCAUUUAACAUAUCAAUCAUCAAUAUAAUACACUUAAAUAAUAAAUAAUUGAAGAAUUAGAUCAUUUUAAAAAAGAACUAGACAAUUUUGUACAUCCAAUAAUAAAUUAAAAAGAAAAGUUUGAUUAUUAUUUAGUACCUGAAUCAACUUUAACUUUAAAAGAUUUUUAAGAAUUAGGAUAAUUAUUAGCUGAAAAUAUUGUGAUUGAAGAAGAUCAUUUUGUACUUGAUUUUAAUAAAAUAGUAACUUAAAAUCAUAGAUAAUAUAUAUAAUCAAAAUUUACUGAUUUAGAACUCUUAUUAUAAUUCUUCAGAAAUAUUAAUUGUAAUAAAUAAAUUGAACAUCAAAUAUAAUCACGAAUUCAAUAAUAAUAUGAACAUAAUCAUUAACAUACAAAAUUAUCAAAGCAUUCCUGUCAAAUCUUAUAGACAAAUCAAAAUAUAUUGUCUUUAGGAAUCAAUUAUGAAGAAUCAAUAUUAAUUCUUGGUCUAUAAGAUAAAGCAGAGACUAUAUAAGAUAAUUUAGUUGUAUAUUAAAAAAAUGAAUAAGGAAAUUGGGAAUUAGAUCAAAUUUUAUAACAUCAUGAUUCUUCUGUUCAUCAUAUUUAUUAUAGUAAGAAAGAAGACUGGUUCAUAUCUGUAAAUAUGGAUAGUAAUAUAAUAUUUUGGAGAAAGUAACAUAAUAAUUGGAUAUAAAAUAAAUUGAAAUAAGAACAUUUAAAUUUCAUUUGGAAUGUAAUAACAAGUGAGGCUGAAAAUAUUAUAGUAACAUGUAGUGAAGAUUCUACUGUUAAAAUAUGGUUUAAACAUGAAGAUUCAAUUAAAUGCAUUCAAACACUUAAUCGACAUAUAGGACCAGUAUAUGCAAUAGUCUUAAAUAAUGAUAAUACAGUAUUAUGUAGUGGAGGAGAGGAUAAAUAAUUGAUAUUAUGGAAAUUUAUUGAAUAAUAAUGGGAAGAAUUUUAAGUAAUUAAUGUUCAUUCCAAAAAAAUAAUGGCAAUUUAAUUUUAUGGUUUAAAGAACAUAAUUGUUUAAUUUGAAAAUUACAUUUAAAUAAUAGAUAGAAAAAGUGGUUAAUGCAUAGAAUAAGUAAAUCAUAAUGAAUAUAGGAUAUCUAAUUUAAUCUAUUUAAAUGAUUAAUUGAUAAAUUAUGAUUUUAAUGGAAAUUUAUUAAUUUGGAUGAAAAAGGAAGAUAAUAGAUGGUAUAUUGUUUUGAAAUAAAUUUAUGCACACAAAAUUAAAUGUGUUUAUGGAAGAGGAAAUGAAUUAUAUAUUGGAGAAGGUAGUAAAGUUCAUAAAAUGCAAUUAUGA